Chanos chanos (milkfish) is the source of this 711-nucleotide messenger RNA. RefSeq lists its product as uncharacterized. Gene Ontology annotation, cellular component: external side of plasma membrane; membrane raft. The record is from RefSeq and is a predicted model, not a curated record. The coding region runs from base 1 to 711 and encodes 236 amino acids. The transcript is spliced from 3 exons. NCBI's taxonomy places the organism in Eukaryota, Metazoa, Chordata, Actinopteri, Gonorynchiformes, Chanidae. Gene Ontology annotation, biological process: interleukin-15-mediated signaling pathway; T cell activation; positive regulation of ERK1 and ERK2 cascade. Gene Ontology annotation, molecular function: protein tyrosine kinase binding; MHC class II protein binding.
AUGGCAGACCACACACUGCUAUUUUUGUGUUGUCUGAUCGUUACGACUCUUCUCCUUACAGGUGUGAGUGGAUUUGUCAUCACUGUGUUCUCCAGUUAUGGAGAGAACAUCACUCUGCCCUGUAAAAAUGUGAUUUAUCAGGACUGUUCCUCAACUACAUGGAUCUAUUACAACAAAACCUGUAUUAAACUGGUUGAUCAUGGGAAAAUCAGAAAGGAGAACACAUACAGAGCUGACAGACUGAGUGUGGGGUCUGACUGCUCUCUGAACAUUCAUAAAGUCAAAGCUCGAGAUGCUGGACUCUACACCUGUCAACAGUUUCUACAUGAAGGUGCAAGACAAACUGUAGUGGAUUACCCUCUUCACCUGACUGUUCUGAAGAUCAGCUCAUCCCUCAAACAGACUGAGAUCAGGGCGGGCAGAACCGUGACUCUCUACUGCUCCCUGCACCGUAAAACCACAAAGUGUGACGGUCUAGUCAGGACUGAAAGACUGAGACUGAGCUGGGUGAGUGAGACAGGUGCUGAUCUACAGAACACCUCCACAGUCACAAUCUCACACUUGUCUGAGUGUAACAUCAGUCUGACUGUGGAGCUCCAGGACCAAGACAAUCAGAGAGAGUGGAGAUGCCAGCUGACUAAGGGAAAGAAGAUACAGACCUCAGUAAGCCGUGUCACUCAAUGGACAGGUGGGAUAUUAAAUACUCCAUGA